AUGGGCAGCGAGGAGAAGCAACUUAAAUUAGCGUCUCGAGUUGGGAUAAUUGGGGCCGGCGUUAGUGGCAUUGCUGCUGCUAAACAACUCUCCGGCUACAGCCCUGUGGUUUUUGAGGCCACCGAUUCAAUCGGCGGUGUCUGGAAACACUGCUCUUAUGCUUCGACGAAACUACAAACCCCUCGGUGUGAUUACGAGUUUUCCGAUUACCCAUGGCCGCAAAGAGAUAACUCAUCUUUUCCUUCGCACGUGGAGGUUUUGGAGUACUUGCAUGGCUACGCAACACAUUUCGAUGUGUUGAAGUUGAUCAAGUUCAACUCAAGGGUGACGGAAAUUCGGUACGUUGGUGACCAUUCUGAAGACAGCGCAGAGUACGGGCCUCUGCUAAGAGGUCGUCCUGUUUGGGAGGUUGCUGUAGAGGAUACCCCAUCCAAGCUUGUUCAGUGGUAUGCUUUGGAGUUUCUUGUCGUAUGCAUCGGAAAAUAUGGAGACAUAGCAAGAAGACCAACUUUUCCAGGCAACAAAGGUCAAGAAAUAUUUCAUGGGAAGGUCUUACAUUCCCUUGAUUAUUCUAAGCUUAACAAAGAAGCUGCUCGUUCUCUACUCAAAGGAAAGAAGGUGGCUGUUGUUGGCUACAAAAAGUCAGCUAUUGAUUUAUGUAUGGAGUGUGCAGAGGCAAACCAUGGACCUGACGGGCAACCCUGCACAAUGGUGAUAAGAAGUUUACAUUGGACCCUUCCAUCUUACUGGAUUUGGGGACUCCCAUUUUUCUUGUUUUAUUCAACAAGGUCCUCUCAGCUUCUCCAUGAAAGGCCCAACCAAAACUUGUUCAGGACCCUGUUUUUAUCUCUUCUAUCUCCAAUGAGAAAAGCAGUUUCCAAGUUCAUAGAGUCAUACUUGGUGUGGAAGCUUCCCUUAGUGAAGUAUGGACUGAAACCAGAGCAUCCAUUUGUGGAGGACUAUGCUUCCUGCCAGAUGGCCAUGUUGCCUGAAAAUUUCUUCUCAGAGGCAGACAAAGGAAACAUAGUGUUUAGAAAAGCAUCAAGGUGGUGGUUUUGGAGUGGGGGGAUUGAAUUUGAAGACAACACCAGAUUGGAGGCUGAUGUUGUGAUUCUUGCUACUGGUUUUGAUGGCAAGAAAAAGCUUCAGGCUUUGCUUCCUCAGCCCUUCAACAAUCUCAUGGUGGACUCCUCUGGGAUCAUGCCCUUGUACAGGGGCACUAUCCAUCCAUUGAUUCCCAACAUGGCAUUUGUGGGGUAUGUUGAGAGUGUUUCUAAUCUGCACACGGCGGAGAUACGGUGCAAGUGGCUUGCCAGGCUGGCUGAUGACUUGUUCAAGCUUCCAAGUGUUGAGAAGAUGCUUGAACAAACAUCCAAAGAGAUCCAAGUCAUGAAAAGGACAACCCGAUUCUACAAGAGACAUUGCAUUUCCACCUUCAGCAUCAACCACAGUGAUGAGAUUUGUGAGGAGAUGGGGUGGAGUUCUUGGAGGAAGAAGAGUUGGCUUUCGGAAGUUUUUAGCCCGUAUAACAGCCAAGACUAUGCAUGA
Messenger RNA from Corylus avellana, 1548 nucleotides. RefSeq names its product putative flavin-containing monooxygenase 1. Gene Ontology annotation, molecular function: N,N-dimethylaniline monooxygenase activity; flavin adenine dinucleotide binding; NADP binding. NCBI's taxonomy places the organism in Eukaryota, Viridiplantae, Streptophyta, Magnoliopsida, Fagales, Betulaceae. The record is from RefSeq and is a predicted model, not a curated record.